This is a messenger RNA of Pseudozyma flocculosa PF-1, 237 nucleotides long. RefSeq lists its product as uncharacterized. The record is from RefSeq and is a predicted model, not a curated record. Bases 1 to 237 code for a protein of 78 amino acids. The transcript is spliced from 2 exons. Lineage: Eukaryota; Fungi; Basidiomycota; Ustilaginomycetes; Ustilaginales; Ustilaginaceae.
AUGAAGUUCGCAGCGCUUUCACUCACCAAUGCCGUGGCACUGGUGGUGCUCGGAAUGUCGGCGUCGGCCGAGCUCAUCAACUUUGUCCCCCCUUACGCCGAUGUCACGCAAGUCCCCUGGUGCAAGGCCCCGGGUCCGGCUAAGCUCCCUGACGUGCUGAACUGGUACGGCUUGAUCUGCCGCCGACUUUCGGUCGUCCGCGCCUCGUCUGGUGGAGCUGCCAAGAUUCAUUGGUGA